Messenger RNA from Actinia tenebrosa (Australian red waratah sea anemone), 1297 nucleotides. RefSeq lists its product as uncharacterized. The record is from RefSeq and is a predicted model, not a curated record. NCBI's taxonomy places the organism in Eukaryota, Metazoa, Cnidaria, Anthozoa, Actiniaria, Actiniidae. Gene Ontology annotation, molecular function: protein binding; ubiquitin protein ligase activity. Gene Ontology annotation, biological process: protein polyubiquitination; proteasome-mediated ubiquitin-dependent protein catabolic process.
AUAGUAUCGACGCAUGUUGGCUCAAAAGUGAAUUAAGCUGAUAUGAAUUAAAAGCCAAUGAUUGGUCGAAAAUUCUCUUCGUUUGAAAGCAAAAAUGUGAUAUAAAUGAACCUAAGGUCUUGGCUAGAUAAAACACUUAAGAAAAAAACUGUUUACGUCAAGCAUCAGAUCGAGGACUUUCGGACUUCAGUCCAACGUAGGGUUUUGAAUAAGCACGACCUUCGGUUGAUUCUCUGUCAGCUUGUUAAAGAGAAUUGCCUAAAAUAUCUGAAAUAUGGCGUUCUUUUCUAAGGCUACUGCCAACAGUGAGAGUAUCUCGGGGAAUAUUUUACUGUGUCCUGUGUGUGAGGACGAAUACGACGACCCUAAACGACUACCAUGCAUGCAUACAGUAUGUCUUGGAUGCUUAGAGAGUGUUGUACCACAGAACUCCUUGAUUAUGAAAUGUCCUAUCGAUGACCAAGAACUCCCAAUGCCCAAAGGUGGAGUAAACGCUUUACCAUCAGAUCUCAAGAUUAUACGGCUUCUAGAGCUCUCUUCUGGGGACCAGACAACGAAAAAACCAAGAAACAAACCCAAAAAACCCAAGCCAGUGAGCGAAGAGGCGAAGAAAAAGCCUGUCGUUCGUGGACAGAUAGCAGCGACUCUGGAAGAAGAAGCAGAACUGGUCAGAAAGCUUUUUACAGAAACAGCUAAUAAAAUUCGCGAAGCAGUUUCUGAUAAAGAAAAGGAAAUACUAAAAGAAAUAGAUGAUUUGGUGAACAAGCAGUUGCGCAAGGCAGCCAGCGCGGCAAGCUUCUCUAACGGGGCCGAUUCUGGUGGUAAUGAAGGAGAUGAUGACAAUAAAGAUGAAGAAGACGGAAAGAAGCAUCCAUCUUUUAUCAUUGAUUUGACACCAAGUAGAAAACUUCUUCAAAUGGCCAGAGAGGAAGGAUUGGGCAACAUCAAGUUCGGGCAAAAAGCGACCACACCCGGUCCUGCUGAAAAACCUUUACCAAUUAAUAAACCUAUUCCUUCUGCUGCUUCAGCUACGUCCGCAACAACUGGCGGCACGGCUGAGAUCAUCAAUGCUGUUAACCUUCCAAACAGAUAUAAGCGCAGUUUCGGCCCCUCUGCAGUAGCUGUAAGCCACGCUGGUCAUGUCGCUGUGUCUGACUUUGGUGGUGAGUGCGUCCUUCUGUUUGAUCCUGAGGGGAAUUUCGUCAAGAAAAUUGGCGGAGAGUCCGGUGAUGCAGGACUUGAAGUCCUUUCAACACUUAAGUCCUCAGACAUCUUGGCUCUGUUUUACUUCAUUUGA